AUGCUCCCUCCACAGUCCUAUGUCAACAUCUCCUUCUUCCAGCCACCUGCUUUUCUCAUGAUUGGCAUCCCAGGGCUGGAGGCCAUUCACACCUGGCUCGCCAUCCCCUUCUCCUCCAUGUACACUGUGGCCCUCACUGGGAACUGCCUGAUCCUCCUAGCUGUGAAGAGGACCCCCAGCCUGCACCAGCCCAUGUACUACUUCCUGUGCAUGCUGGCGCUCACUGAUGUGGGCCUCACCUUGUCCACACUGCCCACCACCCUGGCUGUGCUCUGGUUUAACUAUCGGCUCAUUGGUUUCAAUGCCUGCCUGGUCCAGAUGUUCUUCCUGCACUCCUUCUCUGUGGCGGAGUCCUCAGUGCUCCUGGCCAUGUCCUUUGACCGCUUUGUGGCCAUCUCCAACCCCCUGCGCUAUGCAACUGUCCUUACAAAUAAUGUCAUCAUCAGGAUUGGGCUGGCCAUUGUGGCUCGAGCCACUGUGUCCCUCUUCCCUGUGCCCUUUUUGCUGAAGCGAUUGAACUACUGCCCUGGAAAGAUCCUCUUGUCUCAUUCAUUCUGUUUCCAUGCAGAUGUCAUGAAACAGGCCUGUGCUGACAUCACAGUCAACAUCCUUUAUGGGCUCUAUGUGGUUCUGUCCACAGUGGGUGUAGACUCCUUGCUUAUUGUCCUGUCCUAUACACUUAUUCUUUAUACGGUGAUGAGGCUGGCCUCUCCCAGGGAGCGUAUCCGGGCCCUCAACACCUGUGUGUCUCAUAUCUUAGCUGUCCUGGUUUUCUACAUUCCAGUCAUAGGUGUGUCUAUGAUCCACCGUUUUGGGAGGCACCUACCCCACAUUGUCCAUGCCCUGGUUGCCUAUGUGUAUCUGGUGGUGCCUCCUGUGCUUAACCCCAUCAUCUAUAGUGUGAAAUCUAAGCCCAUCAGGGAGGCCAUGCUCAAGGUACUGAGAAGGAAGGGACAAAGCUGA
Molecule: messenger RNA, 963 nt
Organism: Saimiri boliviensis boliviensis (Bolivian squirrel monkey)
Lineage: Eukaryota; Metazoa; Chordata; Mammalia; Primates; Cebidae
Product: olfactory receptor 51I2-like
Biological process (GO): G protein-coupled receptor signaling pathway
Cellular component (GO): plasma membrane
Molecular function (GO): G protein-coupled receptor activity; olfactory receptor activity
Source: RefSeq, a predicted model, not a curated record